Messenger RNA from Candidula unifasciata, 449 nucleotides. NCBI's taxonomy places the organism in Eukaryota, Metazoa, Mollusca, Gastropoda, Stylommatophora, Geomitridae. The record is from the annotation of a GenBank genome assembly.
GGGCUAUUGGUAAGGAUGAAGAUGGCGGAGGAAGCAACAAAAACGACGAGGAGGCCAAUGAGAUUGAGGAGGCCAGGCGCGAGAUGGAGGAGAAACGCAAGGAAAAGCACAGGAAGAUGGAAGAGGAGCGGGAAAGCAUGCGGCAAGGAAUCCGAGAUAAGUAUGGCUUGAAGAAGAAAGAGGAAAGACAAGAGGAGGAGUCAGACCUGAUGACGGAAGGACGAGUGGGGCGCAAGAAGAAGACACCAGCAGAGCUAGCAGCCGAGGCUCACAAAGACGACACAGACGAGGACGAGUUUGCCAAUAAAUCUCUUUGCGAUGAGGGAGAUAGAGAGAAAGAGACAAAAAGGAAUUUGGGGAAGGGGGGGGGGGAAUGGAGUCAUGUUCAAACCACACAUAGACAGGAACUACACGUCAGUCUACGUAGCGAUGAAGUGAUCCGGUGGUAG